AUGGCGGGGCCAGAGAACAUUAAGCAGUAUGUGCCUUUGACAUGCCACGGUCACUCAAGACCUGUUACGCACAUUAGCUUCUGUGGAUUCGUGGACGGAAAGGAUGACGAGUAUUACAUGAUAUCAGCAUGUAAAGACAACAAUCCUAUGCUAAGAAGCGGUAUCAACGGCGAUUGGAUUGGUACAUUUUUUGGACAUAAGGGCGCAGUUUAUCAAGCUAGACUUUCUCCGGAUGCCAAAUACGCUGCGACUGCUUCCGCGGAUUUCACUGCAAAGGUCUGGGAUACCUACACUGGAGAAACCCUCUAUACUAUUCAGCAUCAACAUGUCGUUCGAGCUGUCGCAUUCCCUCCCGAAUCCAGUACUACUCUUGCGACAGGAGGAACCGAUAAGAAACUUUUCCUUUUCGACCUCGCAAAACUUAAUCCUACCGGAGCAAACGGCGCAAUUUCCAACGGGAACGUGACCGACACUACAAAUAUUUCACAAGAUGAUGGCUUUGAGAUUGGACCGGGUGUUCACAAAGGAACAAUCAAGGCCGUUGUUUGGACUCGGGACCCAAAUAUUAUAGUUACAGCAGCAGAUGAUAAAGUCAUUAGAUGGUGGGAUCUACGCACGCAAUCGGUCGUUCAAGAACAAAAGGUUGAUGGCGAUAUCGGUUCAUGCGAGUUUAGCAAUAUCGGAUCUGGGCCAGGAGAUAUUGGUGAAGGGUUGCCUAUUUUGUCAAUUGCUGCAGGGAAGACAUUAUACUUCUAUGGCGGACCAGCUGCAAACACUCUUAUCAAGAAAGUUGUCUUGAAUUAUGAGGUUGCUAGCGUAGCGAUUCACCCCCUUCAACGAAAAUACAUCACUGGUGGAAUUAAGGAUACAUGGGCGAAGGUCUAUGAUUUUGAUUCUGAUCAAGAACUUGAUGUUCACAAAGGACAUCAUGGACCAAUCUGGAGCAUCAGCUUCUCUCCUGAUGGAAAAUUAUAUGCUACAGGUAGUGAAGACGGUACGAUUAAGAUGUGGAAGAAUUGCCCUGGUUCUUUCGGAUUAUGGAGAGCUGAAACAUAG
Molecule: messenger RNA, 1056 nt
Organism: Sclerotinia borealis F-4128
Lineage: Eukaryota; Fungi; Ascomycota; Leotiomycetes; Helotiales; Sclerotiniaceae
Source: the annotation of a GenBank genome assembly